Messenger RNA from Caenorhabditis elegans, 1086 nucleotides. RefSeq names its product G-protein coupled receptors family 1 profile domain-containing protein (gene srw-141). Gene Ontology annotation, biological process: signal transduction; G protein-coupled receptor signaling pathway. Gene Ontology annotation, molecular function: G protein-coupled peptide receptor activity; G protein-coupled receptor activity. Gene Ontology annotation, cellular component: membrane. The record is from RefSeq and is marked reviewed. Bases 1 to 1086 code for a protein of 361 amino acids. The transcript has 5 exons. Lineage: Eukaryota; Metazoa; Nematoda; Chromadorea; Rhabditida; Rhabditidae.
AUGUCCACCUGUGAUGAUUUGGAGGGAAACUAUCCAAAAUUUAAAACUGCCACGGCAAUUUCUUUAUGCAAAUUUGAAACCCAACUUUUAAAAACAGUUGAUCGGGUUUUAUACUUCGAACCUCAUUUCUCCGCUGCAAGCAUUUUCAUAAACUUAUUUCAUUUUUUGAUUCUCAUCCGAAAACCCUUACGGAGUUCAUCUAUAAACAUUAUUAUGGCUUCCGUUGCAAUAUUCGACAUGUGCUCAAUGCUCUUCAAAAUCAAGCAAACAUUUGGCCCAUCCAUAGAAAUCAUUUUUGAUCCCUGUUUUCAGUCAAAAUGGUAUUGGAAUGUGUUCUUGGAUAGAAUACUUAUCAUGCUUAAGGACCAUUCGCAGAGAUCCUCGACGUGGCUUUUAUUUUCAAUUGCUCUUAUUAGAACUUUGGUUAUAAGAAAUCCAAUGAAAACUGAAUAUGAAAAACUUACAAAACCGCCUACCUCAUUUUUUGCAAUCAUUGGUAUAUCUUUACUUUUCUUCCCAAUUUCAAUAAGCACAUUCUUGGAAUAUGAUAUUUUCUCGGAAAAAUACAAAUCAGCAUGCAAUCCAAAAGGAGUAUUAUCUUUUUAUCUUUACAUAUCCAAAUUAUUUGAAAGAAAUAAUGGAGUUAUUUUAAAAUAUGUUACUUUAGGUAAUGCAAUGGUGUCAAAUAUAAUUCCAUGUUUUCUUUUCCCUGUUGUGACGUUUUUAUUAGUGAAAGAAUUAUGGAAGAACGAAAAUAAUCGAUGGCGAUUAUUAUCUUCAAAAAAAGUGAACGACUCUAUAAAGAGCACUCAGCUGGUUUUAUUAUUAACGUGCAUGUUUUUCAUCGCCCAAUUUCCCAUUGGAAUUGCCAGCGGUGUUUCUUAUUUCUUCGAUAAAAAUCCCGGAAUCACAAAGAUAUUUCACGAAAUCAUGUUUCUCUUUUCUAUAAUGCUUGUUCUCAAUACCAUCUCUCAUUUUUUCAUAUGCAUUUUCAUAUCGUCACAAUAUCGCGCGGAAGUCAAGAAAGUCAUUUUUUGCGGACGAAGAUCAAUACAGGUCCAACAACAAAUAACGGUUUCCCGGUAG